AUGUCAUCAAUCUUUCCAAAUUGGUUUACUGAAACGAUGUUACUUCAUCGAAAAAAUUUUGGAACCGAACAAAUCAAUGGAGAUAUAACCGCUGAACGUUUAAAAUAUCUUCUUGGCAUUCAAUAUUAUUCAAAUUUAUUUUCACCAUCAAUUUUAAAUCUAUCGUCAUCAGGAACAAGUGAGAAAUCGGAAAAAACUGAAGAAGAUGAAGAAGAACAAGAACAUGAACAUGAAGAGCACGAGGAAAACGAAGAAACUGAUACCUAUAAAUGUAAUGAUUGUGACAAAUAUUUUGCAACUUCUCAUGGCCUAGAAGUUCAUGUUCGACGUACACAUUCAUCCGAGUUAAAGCCGUAUCCAUGUGAUUUAUGUCCGAAAACAUUUGGUCAUUCAUUAUCACUUGCACAACAUCGAACAACUCAUACACAAGAACGUUGCUUUCAAUGUAAAACAUGUGGAAAAUGUUUCAAGCGAUCGUCAACAUUAUCGACACAUCUAUUAAUACAUUCAGAUACUCGACCGUAUUCAUGUGUUCAUUGUGGUAAACGAUUUCAUCAAAAAUCUGACAUGAAAAAACAUACAUAUAUUCAUACGGGAGAAAAACCUCAUAAAUGUAUUGUUUGUGGCAAGGCUUUUUCUCAAUCAUCAAAUUUGAUUACACACAGUCGUAAACAUACGGGCUUUAAACCAUUUCAAUGUCACAAAUGUUUACGUGCAUUUCAACGUAAAGUUGAUUUACGUCGUCAUAUCGAUACACAACAUGGUGCCGAGCAUCUUCAUGGAAAUUUAUCUUUAAAACCAGCUAAUCAUCAUUUACAUCAAAACAGUAAUCAAAAUGAAAUGACAAGUACCAAUGGCAAAUAUGGACCCAUUGGUUCAUUGAUUCAAGAACUUGCUGCUCGACAUUGA
This is a messenger RNA of Rotaria socialis, 909 nucleotides long. NCBI's taxonomy places the organism in Eukaryota, Metazoa, Rotifera, Eurotatoria, Philodinida, Philodinidae. The record is from the annotation of a GenBank genome assembly.